Molecule: messenger RNA, 4484 nt
Organism: Carassius auratus (goldfish)
Lineage: Eukaryota; Metazoa; Chordata; Actinopteri; Cypriniformes; Cyprinidae
Gene: rnf19a
Product: ring finger protein 19A, RBR E3 ubiquitin protein ligase
Exons: 10
Coding region: 128-2875 (915 amino acids)
Biological process (GO): protein ubiquitination
Molecular function (GO): ubiquitin-protein transferase activity; zinc ion binding
Source: RefSeq, a predicted model, not a curated record
AGAGAGCAGACGGAUUCCAGUGAGUCAGAGAGCGAGCGAGCAGAGCACGGCCCGACAAAACAACUCCCUCAAGAAGCGUUCUCCCUACACCACUCUCGCAGUUUUCCGCCUUUAUUUGUCACCUGGAAUGAAAUGCUUUUACGCAGAUGACUUGAAAGAUCAGGUCGAGAUCCAGCCUGGUGACUCCAAACAGACCCGUGUGUCCCAGCUUGAGCCGCCUGAAUCAAGGGAGCAGAUCGCAGAGAGUUCACCGCCAUGUCUUAACACCUCACGCUCCCCUCUGAAAACCCUGUCCCCCCUUCCCUCUCUCUCCCCUCCCUCCCCCUCCUCCUCCUCUUCCUCAUCCCCCCCUGUCCUCCCUGUAGAAGCUCCCCAGUCCUCUGGAAACCACAGUGCCUCCUCUGGAGAGAUGAGUCUACAGCAGCAGGGGUCCGAGCGGGACCUUCCCUCCGCUGCCUCAUCGGUCAGUCUGCCCUCUGUACGGAAGACACCUAAAAAGCGGCGCAUCUCACUGCGCUCUCUGUUCCGCCGGCGCUGUGGCGAUCCCAAAUCCCGCAAGUCACGGGCACUGGCCGCCGGAUUGGAUGGUAUCGCCAGUGUGGAGAGCGUUCACUCUGAAAUGUGCCAGCAGCAGGAUCCCGCCUCGGCGCUGUCUGCACCCGGUGUGGCCUCCACCUCCUCUUCCUCGUCCUCAUCCUCAGCCUCCACCUCUGAACUGCUGGAGUGUCCGCUGUGCCUGCUGCGCCACACCAGAGACCGCUUCCCUGACAUCAUGACAUGCCACCACCGCUCCUGUGCCGACUGCCUCCGACAGUAUCUGCGCAUCGAGAUCUCUGAGAGCAGGGUCAACAUCAGCUGCCCAGAGUGCUCGGAGCGCUACAACCCCCACGACAUCCGCAUGAUCCUCAACGACCGUGUGCUCAUGGAGAAAUAUGAGGAGUUCAUGCUGCGCCGCUGGCUGGUGGCCGACCCGGACUGCCGCUGGUGCCCUGCUCCAGACUGCGGGUAUGCAGUCAUUGCCUUCGGCUGUGCCAGCUGUCCAAAGAUCACGUGUGGUCGUGAGGGCUGUGGGACUGAGUUCUGUUACCACUGUAAACAGCUGUGGCACCCAAAUCAGACAUGUGACGCGGCCCGCCAGCAGAGAGCUCAGAGUCUCCGGCUGAGACCCUUCAGAUCCUCAUCCCUCAGCUACAGCCAGGAGAGCGGCGCUGCUGCUGAUGACAUAAAGCCAUGUCCCCGCUGUGCGGCCUACAUCAUCAAGAUGAACGAUGGGAGCUGUAAUCACAUGACCUGCGCUGUGUGCGGCUGCGAGUUCUGCUGGCUGUGUAUGAAGGAGAUCUCUGACCUGCACUACUUGAGUCCUUCAGGAUGCACGUUCUGGGGUAAGAAGCCUUGGAGCAGGAAGAAGAAAAUCCUGUGGCAGUUGGGCACUCUUGUGGGCGCUCCGGUCGGCAUUGCACUGAUUGCUGGCAUAGCCGUACCUGCAAUGAUCAUUGGGAUUCCUGUGUAUGUGGGCAGAAAGAUUCAUAAUCGUUAUGAGGGGAAAGACACGUCCAAGCACAAGAGGAACCUGGUCAUAGCCGGCGGGGUGACGUUAUCCGUGAUCGUGUCUCCGGUGGUAGCUGCCGUCACUGUUGGUAUUGGAGUGCCCAUCAUGUUGGCGUACGUCUACGGUGUGGUGCCCAUCUCUCUGUGCCGCAGCGGUGGUUGUGGGGUGUCUGCAGGAAAUGGUAAAGGUGUGCGCAUCGAGUUCGAUGACGAGAACGACAUGAACGUGGGCACAGGAGCUGCUGUGACUGACACCACUUCGGUAGCAGAGACCAGGCAUAACCCCAGCAUCGGCGAGGGCAGUGUGGGGGGUCUGACGGGCAGCCUGAGUGCUAGCGGGAGCCACAUGGAGCGUAUCGGAGCAAUGAGAGACAACCUGAGUGAGAACGCCAGCACUAUGGCCCUCGCCGGGGCCAGCAUCACUGGCAGCUUGUCAGGAAGUGCCAUGGUCAACUGCUUUAACAGGUUGGAGGUUCAAGCUGAUGUUCAAAAGGAGCGCUGCAGUCUGAGCGGGGAGUCCGGCACCGUCAGUCUGGGGACAAUCAGUGACAACGCUAGCACCAAAGCCAUGGCUGGGUCCAUUCUCAACGCCUACCUGCCUCUGGACAGCAGGGACGGGAACAGUAUGGAGGUGCAGGUGGAUGUGGAGUCCAAGCGAGGGAAGCUCAGGCACUACAGCGGCAGCAGCAGUAUGGACGACGGCAGCAGCGGAGGACACGGGGCCGGCGUGUGCCCCUCCGGGUGUCCCCACGAGGGCAAGUGCGUUACCUCUCGCUGGACCAAGGAGCCGUCCUCCACCUCCUCCUCUUCCUCUGGCAAGAAGAGCAAAGGCAAGCUGCGCAAAAAGAGCGGCGGAACCAAGAUCAACGAGGCGCGUGAAGACAUGGACGCCCAGCUGCUGGAGCGGCGCAGCACCAACUCCAGCGAGUUAGAUUCGCCCUCUCUGAGCGGCAGCCUGCCGUCUGUGGCCGACUCUCACUCCAGCCACUUCUCAGAGUUUAGCUGCUCCGACCUGGACGCCUGCAGACCGCCCUGCUACGAGUCUCACGUCCGACAUCCCAACACGGGCGGAGCGGUCAGCCCGCUUCCAGAGGUGGAGAACGACCGGCUGGAGAACUGUCCUGCUUCUGGGACCCUCCCUCAAGCAGCGGUCGCCCCUCUAACCCCUGACGGGGCGGCAGAGCGCCCGCUAUGCUACAUUGCAGAGGAGAAUGUGAGUUUAAUAUGCACGGCUGAUGCGGGCCAGAGCUCGUCUAAAGAACGCAAUAACAACCUUCCUCAGCCGACUAGCCCUGUGCGUAACGCCUGCGUUCAGACAGAGAUCUAACCUUUAUUACCAAGGACUGCACACUGAUUUGAAGAUUUAAAGCUUGUUUCAUGGAGGUUGGUCGUUUUUUUUUUUUUUUUUACGUUCGAGAAGGAAGGGCAGGAUGCACCUCAAAGUUUCAGAAAGCUCGCUGUGACCAAAGGUUUGACCGACAGUCGGUCAGCGCUUACAGUUGGAUUCAGAAAGGCAACAAAAGAAUGUAAGAGAGCAAGUGAUGCACAGAGACUGACGAUGUAGCUGUCAAUCACACACGCCUCAGAUGAAGAACCUCACCAGCUCCUGUUUCACCCCAAAAUUAAAAGGAAAGAGAAAUAUCAUUCCUUGCAUACUGGAGAUGAAGCCUCUGUUUUGGAUGAGUUUGAUCGGUGACAUUUUCAUGUGAAUUAAAGGGAUAGUGCACCCAAAAAAUCGACAGUAUGCUUUAAAUGGAUAUAUAUUUUUUCGAAUAAUACAGUCAUUUGAAUUGGGCGGGAAAUGUGCUUAGUUUUCAUGAAAAUGUCACAAACCUUAUCUUUUCUACAAGUAGGCUUAAUUUUCUUUAAAUGUAAUUUCUUACUCCAACAUUUUGGGCUGAAAUAUGACCAGGAUGUGUUUUUGACAGAGCGCAUGCGACUGACCCGUGGAUUGCGGAGCACCUUCACUACACAUGUACACACACAUACUCUCAGUUAGCCCACAUAUAGCUUUAGCUGGAGGAGUCUGCGACUGUUCAGAGGCACGGGGAAGUCUGGAGGGGUCGAGAUGAGCUCAUGAGGGACCAGGCAAAAGUAGAUUCGGUUUAAGUUUCUUGGGCUUUUUUCCAUUUUUUCAUCUGGUAUUUUCCAUUUUUGGGAAAAGUUGAUGUGUUGAAGCCACGGCUUCAGUGAAGAGCUGGAUGAAGCCGUGGCUGGUAGGACGGGGAACUUCACCAAACACACUCAUGAGAGGAAGCCUGUAAAAAAAAAACAAGCCAAGUGGAUGCAAUGGGUUUAUAUGUAUGAAUCGGAAAGAUCUGCACCCUGUUAAAAACUCAAAAAUUCAGCUUCUUUCCUUAUAAAGGCUAUGAUGGUAAUCACAUUCAGGUUGUUUCAACUGAUUAAGUGAUUUUAGUUAUUUUUUUUAUUGUAUCUGUAUUGACUCAUGGUGCCUUUUGGAUCAUAGAUGAACCACAUUCGUUUUCCGGUUUGUGUCUUAUGAGUUCAAAUGUAUUGGACGAGGCUGCGUUGAAUGUUAGCGAGGUGGCGUAGCAUCGUCCCUGGGACUACACAUGGGACGGCCUACCAAAGACAGCACUCAGGCUCACUGACGACGACUCCUGCACACUUCAGCACACUUCAACACAGACGCCUCCUCGGACUCGUGUGUCUGCACUGUUCAUCGGCUUCAUUUCUGUUGCUCUUUCUCGCUGGGACUGAUCCAAUGCCACAAGCUGCUUUGUUUUUCUUCUUUCAGUUUCUUUUGUUGUUGUUUUUUCUUCUGUUUUGAGCCUGCCCAUAUCUGUACGAAUAUUAUUUCAGAGGCCAGGGCCGAUUGAUUUCUAACUUGUUCAAAACCGCUUGUUAUUUGUAUAUUUGCUUUAUAAUAUGCGUGUAAAUGCAUAUCGAAGUGAAAAUAAAAACAGGAAUCCAGA